Molecule: messenger RNA, 3920 nt
Organism: Stegodyphus dumicola
Lineage: Eukaryota; Metazoa; Arthropoda; Arachnida; Araneae; Eresidae
Gene: Tmtc4
Product: Transmembrane O-mannosyltransferase targeting cadherins 4
Biological process (GO): protein O-linked glycosylation via mannose; endoplasmic reticulum unfolded protein response
Cellular component (GO): endoplasmic reticulum
Molecular function (GO): mannosyltransferase activity; protein binding
Source: RefSeq, a predicted model, not a curated record
CGUAAUAAUUUAAUAACAUUUGAUAUUAGUCGAGUAAAUCAAUAUCAGUUAACUUAAAGCUCACUGCCCAAUAUUCUACAAACAAAAAGGCCUUUUGCUUUAAAAGUCAUAGAAAUUUAAACAUUCAUGACGUACUACCAAAUCAAAAACAAAUAUACAAUACAUACUAGUGUGCCUCAUGCUUUCUGAAAUUACAUGCAGGAUUCCCAGGUUUUUAUAGGAUUGAAAAAUAUUGAAAAUCUCUUCUUGACAAUGAAGAUUUAAACAAGCCUAGUUUAACUUAAAGGCCUGAAAGAAUUAUCUGAACCUGAAUAAUAAUGACAUCUUUACCUCAUAGAUGGCUCAGGACAUCAUUCAAUUUGCAACUGACAUGUCAUGUAAACAAAGAAGUCUAUGGCAAGAUAUUCAGUGAUGUAUCAGUAAAUCAGCGCAUCUUUUCUUCAUGUUACUCUGACAUGUCAUGUAAACAAAGAAGUCUAUGGCAAGAUAUUCAGUGAUGUAUCAGUAAAUCAGCGCAUCUUUUCUUCAUGUUACUUGUUUUUUCAGACAUUGUUCACAUGGUGACCAUUCUUAGAUUAUGGUUCUUCAGGCAGACCAAAACAAAAAUACAACUUGUAUUGAUAAUGGUAAAUGCCAGCUUUUGUGCUCUGGACUAAAAACUAAAGCUUGGGAUGACUUGGUUCCUGUACCAAAAUGCCUGCUUCCAUGGUCUUCUUUCUUAGUUUUUGCCGUCGCAGUUUUAUGUUUCUCAAAUAGCAUUUAUGGAGAAUUUGUUUUUGAUGACUCGGAAGCUGUUAUAAAUAAUUUGGACUUAAAACCUGAUACUCCUUUGACAAAUAUUUUCAAAAAUGAUUUUUGGGGUACGAAACUUACUCAUAAUGCAAGUCACAAGUCAUAUCGCCCUCUCACAGUUUUAACAUUCAGAAUAAAUUAUUUUGCUACUGGGCUUCAGCCAUGCAGCUUUCACAUUGUAAAUAUUUUACUUCAUGGCACUGUUAGUGCCCUUGUGCUUAAAGUUAUGGCUGCUGUAUUAAACAAAUCAUUGGAAGAAGAAGCACCCAGAGCUGCCUUUUUAAGUGCCUUCUUAUUCUCAGUACAUCCUAUCCAUACAGAAAGUGUAUCAGCAGUUGUUGGUAGAGCUGAUUUAUUGUGUGGAAUAUUCUUCCUUCUCUCUUUUUUGUGUUAUGUCCAUGCUUCAAAUGAUAUGGAAGUUUCACUCCUUUGUUUGUUUGGAAGUAUUUUUCUGGCUGGUUUAGCAAUGCUUUGCAAAGAGCAAGGGAUAACUGUUAUAGGUGUUUGCUGUGUUUAUGAUAUCAUCAUCAUAUGUAAAGUGGAUUUCUUUGAUGUUUGUCGUACUGCCUUUAAGCAGCAGAAGAAUAUGAGUUUAUCAGCCAUGUUUCCAUUUAAGAAGAACUUCAGUUUGUUUUGCAUGCGACAAAGUAUUCUAACCCUUGGUGGAUGUUCUUUGCUAGCACUGAGAUGGUACAUUAUGGGUGCUUCAACACCUGUCUUCCAACAAGUUGAUAAUCCAGCAUCUUUUGAAGAGAAUAUCUUUGUAAGAACAAUAAAUUACCAUUACAUAUACUCCAUGAAUGUGUGGCUCUUAUUCCAUCCAUAUUGGCUGUGUUUUGAUUGGUCCAUGGGCUGUAUUCCGCUCAUUCAAACUUCAAAUGAUUGUCGCCUCUUUGCAGUCUUUCUAUUUUGGAUAUUUUUCUUUCAUCUUAUAUAUAGGACUGUUAGUCACCCUGAUAGAAAAAUAAGAAGGUUAUUAUAUUUAGCAUUAGCUUUUAUUUUAGUGCCUUUUCUGCCUGCUUCUAACUUAUUUUUUCGUGUUGGUUUCGUUGUUGCGGAGAGAGUGUUGUACCUUCCCAGCAUAGGAUUUUGUCUACUUGUUGUAAUUGGUAUGAAGCAGCUGAAUACUCUGCUGGGAGGAAAUUAUCAUCAGAGUUUGCAGUGCUGUAUUUUUAUAUUGUUGACUGUGUUUGGAAUCCGUUGCAUACAAAGGAGUGCUGAUUGGAAAAAUGAAGAAACUCUGUUUGGUUCAGGAUUGAAAGUUUGCCCACUGAAUGCAAAAGUUCACUAUAAUAUCGCUAAGAAUGCUGCCGACGGUGGUGAUAGGGAAACUGCUAUCAGAGGUUAUCAAGAAGCUAUAAGAUUAAAUCCUUUAUAUGAUCAAGCAAUGAAUAACCUGGCAAAUAUACUCAAAGAUCAAGGAAAGCUAAUGGAAGCUGAAAAAUUGUUACUAUCUGCCAUUAAAAUAAGGCCUGAUUUUGCUGCUGCAUGGAUGAAUCUUGGAAUAGUACAGUCAAGUUUAAAGAAAAUGAAUGAUGCAGAAAGAAGUUACUUAAUGGCUCUACGAUAUCGAAAACGUUACCCUGACUGUUAUUAUAAUUUAGGAAAUUUGUACUUAGAAUUAAAGCAGCAUGAUGAUGCCUACAAAGCAUGGCGCAAUGCAACAUCUUUGCAACCAACUCAUCUUGUUGCUUGGAAUAAUAUGGUUAUUAUGCUUGAUAGCAUAGGUCACUUAUCAAAGGCUGAAUCUGUUGCACGUGAAGCAUUACAUCAUUUGCCAUUAGAGGCUUCUUUGCAUUUUAAUUUAGCAAAUACACUUGGCAAAGCUGGGAAAUAUUCUGAAUCGGAGAAACAUUUUCUGACAGCCAUACAGAUAAAUGGUAGCAAUCCAACAUAUCAUACUAAUUUAGGGGUACUGUAUCACAGAUGGAAGAAAUACCAGCUUGCUGAAAAUGCCUAUAAAAGAGCAUUAGACUUGAAGCCAGACAUGAAAAGUGCUAAAGAUAACCUUCGUUUGCUAUACAAAACUUUAAGUAGGGUGUAACAUUUCCUUUUUAAACUACAAAACAUAUAAAUGAAAUUUAAUAGUGUUUUAUUCAAAUAAUACUUCAUGUGAUUAAAAAAGUUAUUUAUGUAUUAAUAUGUUUUAUUAAAUUAUUCAGAAUUGUAAUUAAAAAAUUCAAGUUUCCAUUAUUAAAUGUAGAUAAAUAAUAUAUUUUUUACCAUAUAUGUAUGGUUUUGCUUGAACAGUAAGGUACAUUUCCACUUAAAUCAAAAUUAAAUGAUGUAAGUGAAAAUGUUUGCCAUAUGCUUUUCAGUUCAAUCAUGUUAGACACAUUUCUGUUUGAAUGUUUUAAUGUUUUUAUUACAUUUUUCAUCAUUUGACUUAAUAUAGGAAGGUUACCUCUCAUUCUUUAUUUUAAACAUAUAAAUUCUUACACAAACAGUUAGUAAAGUGUGAAAAAGUGCUGAUUGAAAGAAAUAUGUUGCUAAACACAGCUAAUAAAUACACUGCAAAGAAAUGGAACUCAUACAUAGAUAAAUGCAUGCAAAUCAAAGUUCUGCAUGUAUCUGUUUAAUAUUUUAGGAUGAUAAUUUAUCAUCUCAAGUCUUAGAAAAUAUUGUGUUGAAGUUCUGGAAGAUUGCCAAAUAAUGCUGUUUCAGUAACUAUUGUUUAUACAUUUUUUAUUUGCUGAUCUACAGCAUUUUAGCUGCUAGGUUUUUCUUUUUUUUUUUUUUCCUCUGUGUGGUGUUAGAGGAGUAGAUUCAUGUAUAUUUCUAAAAAAUAUUGGGAGUUCAAGAAUGACCAACUUUCUUCACGAGUCCACAAUUUCAAAAUGCGAGAUAUUUAAGCUUAUUUCUGUUAAUGAAAAUGCAUAAAAAUGUGUGUUUUUAAUCCAUGGGCAUUUCACUUAAAGGUAAUUGUGUAGCCUAAUUUUUAGUGGUUUUAUUUCAUUAAAUAUGCAAUUUGAUGAUAAUAAGUAGUUUUAUCAGCUUGUUUCUUGCUAUUUUGUUUUAUCUUUAUAUAGAGAAAGAAUGUAAUUGAAUAAAACAGUUUAACAUUGUUGACAUCAAUCAAAUAUUUUGAAUGUAUCAUAAAUAUUUUGUAAUAAAAACUAACUUACCAU